Liolophura sinensis is the source of this 894-nucleotide messenger RNA. Its product is annotated as alpha-1,6-mannosyl-glycoprotein 4-beta-N-acetylglucosaminyltransferase-like. Gene Ontology annotation, molecular function: acetylglucosaminyltransferase activity. The record is from RefSeq and is a predicted model, not a curated record. Gene Ontology annotation, biological process: protein N-linked glycosylation. The coding region runs from base 64 to 894 and encodes 276 amino acids. Lineage: Eukaryota; Metazoa; Mollusca; Polyplacophora; Chitonida; Chitonidae. The transcript is spliced from 3 exons.
GCGACUUUAAGACAAGUUCCAAAACACUUACACUCUGCGGGUGUCGGAGAGUUUACGGAGGAAAUGUACCAAAGCGCACUUGUUGCAGGCAAGAGGCGGGAGAAAAAAGGUUUCAUGACUAUUGGCAUUCCGACUGCGUCCAGACCAAAUGGUACCCAAUACAUUCAACUGACCCUAGACUCGCUGAUAAAUAACACCGACGUCAACGAACGUCAGAGCGUCACCAUUGUCGUCUUGUUGGCGGACCGAGAGAUAACGUCGCGAGAAGCGAUCAACGUUCAGCUGCUUCAUAAAUACCGAAAGCAUUUCCAGUCAGGUCUACUUCAAACUAUCGAAGCACCGGACAGUUUUUAUCCAACUUUGUACCCGACCCCACCCGAUUAUCUAGAAAUGACGUACAACCACAGCGUUUCCCGCGUCAGGUGGCGCUCCAAGCAGAACUUAGACUUUGCCUUCUUGAUGACGUACAGCGAGCGCAUAUCCGAAUACUACCUUCAACUGGAGGAUGACCUUAUUACAGUGCCUGGUUACGUCACAGCUAUCAGAAGAUUCAUGGGAAAGGUUCCCGAAUGGGUGUGCCUGGAAUUCUCAGAGAUCGGAUUCAUUGGAAAGUUUUACCGUUCUCCAGACGUUGCGAAGCUAGCCAAAUUUCUUACCUUAUUCUACAGCGAGCAACCAAAUGACGUCCUCUAUCUUCAUUUAAAUGAAAUUAAUCUACAGUUUAAACGAUAUGUGUCUCGACCGACAAUAUUCCAACACGAAGGUAUACAGUCGUCUCUGUUAGGCAGACGACAAGAAAUGGUGGAUAUCAAUUUCCAGUUGUGGAAUCGUCCGUCUUUGCCAGUGCACAAGCGACAAAAGUGGGGGAUAUCGGGUCCAGAACGAACAGAGUAG